Messenger RNA from Macrosiphum euphorbiae (potato aphid), 4218 nucleotides. The record is from the annotation of a GenBank genome assembly. Lineage: Eukaryota; Metazoa; Arthropoda; Insecta; Hemiptera; Aphididae.
AUGGCUGCCGAACUUAAGGAUCUCAUCGGUCGUCGGGGAGUUAUGAAAAGGCAAAUCAUUGCUUUUCAAAAAUUCUUUGACAGCGGCAACUUCACAGAUGCAUCAACAAGAAUGGAACUAAGUAUGCGAACCACGAGACUUGAAGCUUCCUACGGGGACUUCCUCGCUGGUCAAACUCAGAUAGAGUUAUUGGAUUGCCGUGAAGAGCAGCUGGCAGAACGCUCAGCUGUAGAAACAGCCUACUACGCAGCAAUAUCACCGGCUAUGGUUCUUCUUGAGGCAGCUCAAACAAAUCUAAGGAGAGCAAGCCAAACCUCGAGCAUCCAAGGCGCAGCAGAGUACACAAGACUGCCCAACACUGAAUCAGCCAUCAGACUACCGCCAAUCUCUUUGCCGGAAUUUGACGGUGACUACAAAAAGUGGCUGAAUUACCGGGACACAUUUGAUUCAUUCGUCCAUGGGCACAAGGACCUCUCGGACAUUCAGAAAUUGCACUAUCUCAAAUCCUCGUUGCGUAAUGAAGCGGCACAAGUCAUCGAAUCGUUGGAGACAACAGCUGCGAACUAUUUACCCGCCUGGGAGCAGCUGCGAGAGCGAUAUGACAACCAUCGUAAAAUGGUCGGAGGGCACAUCCACGCACUAUGCAGCAUGCCAUCAAUAACGAAGGUUUCAUCGGCCAGUUUGAGAAGUCACCAAAACGGCAUAAAUAGUCACCUGCGAGCGUUGACGGCCCUCAAACUUCCGGUAGAACAUUGGGAUGCCAUAAUCAUCCACCUAAUGGUAGAAAAAUUAGACGUCGAAUCCCACCGUUUAUGGGAAAGUAGCCGUUCCAGCGCCUCCCUUCCUUCAAUACAGGAAUAUCUGUCAUUCCUGAAUCAGCGGUGUCUAACCCUAGAGUCCAUUGAGACAAGAUCUAACUAUGCCAAGGUUGCACUGCCAAGCCCAUAUGCCACCAACAACAAACAAUUAGCACCGAAAAAGCGAUCUUACACCACCGCCUUUGCAGCUACUGACAAAUCAGUUUCAUCAUGCACGUUAUGCAACGGCCAGCAUGCGCUGUACGCUUGCCAAGGAUUUUUGGGAAUUCCCGCCAGCGAGCGAAGAGAACACGUGAGAUCGAAACGGCUGUGUUACAACUGCCUCCGCCCGGACCAUAUGUCAAGACAAUUACAGCAGACCGCGGUGCUCCUAUCAACCGCCGUCGUACUUGUCUCCAGCCCUUGGGGUACAACCCAUUCAGCACGCUCAUUACUCGAUUCCGGCUCACAAUGCCACUUUAUAACGUCACUUUUGGUCAAACGCCUGGGUUUGCAAGGGAGAAAUUCUUCAACGUCAAUUAUCGGAAUAACGCAGUCAAAUUAUCAAUCUACACGCAGUGUCCUAUGCCAGAUUAAAUCCAGGGUCAGCACCUUUUGUACAACCCUAGAGUUCAUCGUAAUCCCAAAAAUUAUUGGAGAAUUACCAGUUCGGUCUCCUACAAACUCAAUACAAAUACCCGGGGACAUACAACUAGCUGAUCCUGGUUUUUGGACACCCGGUAGUGUGGAAAUGCUACUUGGAGCUGAAAUCUUCUACCAAUUAAUUCGUCCUGGCCAGGUCAAACAAAGGUCAAAUCCACCAUUGUUAUUUCAGAAUACUUUGCUUGGCUGGAUAGCAUCAGGAAACAUCAGCCAAUCUAAUGCCGAGGAAUCAACGGCUACUGCGGCAAUGGCCCUUGCCACCGAUAAUUUGGAUCAAACCAUUCAGAGUUUUUGGGAACGGGAAGAAGUAAAUCCAGUGCAUAAACUUACUGGAAUCGAGUCACGAUGCGAAGAAACGUAUAAAACACAUACAAGGCGCAACGCAGACUGGCGCUACACAGUGCCACUACUGGUUGACUACGAAAAAUUGAACUGUAUCGGUGACACGCGGGGUAUGGCUAAAAAACGAUUCUACAUAAUGGAAAGACGUAUGCAGUGCAACCCUAAACUACACAAGGAAUAUGUCCACUUCAUGCGGGAGUACAUUAACCUUGGUCAUAUGAAGGAGGACCCUACAUCAGGCCAGGCGCAUCCACAGGAGGUAUUCCUGCCGCACCAUAGCGUCAUCAAGGCUGACAGCAAAACAACGAAGCUCCGAGUGGUGUUCGAUGGAUCCGCAAGAGGUACCAAAGGUUCAUCUCUAAACAACGCAUUAUUGGUGGGACCAAAGGUACAGGACGAUCUCUUUGCAAUCACUGCUCGGUUCAGGAUUCACCGGUAUGUCUUCACCGGGGACAUGGAAAAAAUGUAUCGACAAAUAAAAAUAAUGAAAUCACAGACUCACCUUCAAAGGAUAUUUUGGAGGGAGAGUCCGGAACAACCUUUAAAGGUCUUUACAUUGCAAACGGUUACUUACGGCACUUCCUCAGCCUCUUACUUGGCCACUCGAAUCCUCGCUCAGCUUGCUCAGGAUGAUGGUUUCAAGUUCCCAUUAGCAGCCACAGCCGUCAGCAAGGAUUUUUAUGUGGAUGACGUGCUGACCGGCGCUGAUACAUUGGCAGAAGCUUUGGAACUACGAGAUCAAUUGAUUCAAUUAUGUGAUGGCGGCAAGUUUAAACUCCGCAAGUGGUGCGCAAACCAUCCUUCCCUGCUGAAAAACCUCCCUCCGGAGGAUCUCGGAGAAAUUCAUAAGUUCACUCACGAACGAAACAGCAGCUCGACAAAAACAUUGGGCACGUAUUGGCAACCCCGUGACGAUGAAAUACAUUACACUAUGAGACUGUUCAAUGACACCAACACAUGGACAAAGCAUAGGAUGGUGUCUGAAAUGGCCAGAUUAUUCGACCCUCUAGGGCUCAUAGGGCCAGUGGUGGUUCAAGCAAAAAUUCUUGAAAUACGAAUACCCCGUCGAAUAAUCCAAGUGAGUGAACCCACAGAUCUUCAAUUACACAUAUUCUGCGAUGCAUCUGAAGCCGCAUAUGGAGCCUGUGUCUACAUUAGAAGCAAGGGCAGAGAUAAUGUCAUCAGCUGUGAACUGUUAUGCUCACGAUCCCGUGUAGCACCACUUAAGGUCACCACCAUACCACGCCACCCCAUUAUACUCAAUGCCGAUGAUCCACUCACAAGGCUGCUAGUCGAUUACGAGCAUCGACGAUUGAUGCACGCUGGACCCCAACACCUAUUGGCUUCACUCCAGCGGCGAUAUUGGAUAUUCGGUGGACGAAAUGCAGUGCGUCUUCACACGCACAAGUGUAUGAAAUGCUACAGAUGGAAAAUCAAGGCAGCGACUCAGUUGAUGGGAUCUUUGCCAGCCGCCAGGGUGAACCCAUCUCCAGCAUUUCAUGUCACAGGCUUAGAUUACGCUGGUCCAAUAUCCAUAAGGCAUGGAGGAACAAGGAGCAGGGUCCUCACCAAGGCGUACGUGGCACUUUUCGUUUGCUUCAGCACUCGUGCUAUUCACCUAGAACUGGUAUCAGACCUCACUAGCUUGACAUUCCUUGCGGCACUGCGCAGAUUCAUAUCUCGCAGAGGAAGGCCUAUUCAAAUCCAUUCCGACAAUGGGACAAAUUUUAUCGGAGCCAACAGAUUAUUGGGUGAGUUCCUAAACAAUAAUUCUAUUAGGAAGGGGAUAUUAGAAUACUCACACCAAGAAGGGAUAGACUGGCGAUUUAUUCCCCCUCAUGCCCCCCAUUUUGGAGGCCUGUGGGAAGCCGGAGUUAAAUCAACAAAAUAUCAUCUACGAAGAUGCAUCGGAGACAGUAUACUUAAUUUCGAGGAGCUACACACAGUGCUAGUGCAAAUUGAAGCGGUGCUAAAUUCAAGGCCCGUGAUGGCAGUUUCCGAUGAUCCUGACUGCCUGGAGGCAUUAACCCCGGGGCACUUUCUAAUUGGACGUCCGUUAACGACUUUCCCAGAGCCAACCCUGCUCGAUGAACCGACAAUAAGUUGUCCAAGACGAAGAUGGGAUCUGGUUCAAAGAAUGUUUCAGCAAUUUUGGCUGCGCUGGCGCCGUGACUAUGUUAACUCUCUUCAGCAACGACCCAAAUGGUCAAGGCCCAUGGCUAAUUUCAAAAUAGGAGAUUUGGUUAUACUAAAGGAGGACAACCAAUCACCCCUGGACUGGCACUUAGGUAGGAUCAUUCAGCUACAUCAGGGAGCUGAUGGACUAGUCCGAGUGGCUACUGUCAAAACAAGGGGCAGCACUAUGAAGCAGCCAAUUACGAAACUGGCAAUGCUACCUAUCCAACAUGAACCUUAG